UUAUUCCUCAAUUGCAUCCCCCCCCACAUCUCCUUCACUCUCAAAAUCAGCAAAUCCCCAAUUUGGGAGGGCCAAACCCUAGCUAAAUCAGUCGUCUCCCUCGCCGUCUCGCGGUCUUCCACCGCACCGGAGUUCUCGUCCUCCUAGCUCGGGUCGGAUUCUCCUCGGAGCUGAGAGGCCUAUCCUCAUUCAAGCGGCAAUAGUGAUGUUCUCUUCGCGAGGGAACUGCUGGCGUUGCCUCCUUCUUCUCGCGACGUCAUUGUUCGUCGUCACUGGAGUCACAUCGUCGGAGGAGGAGAGGAGUGAUCGCCUCUCUCUCUCCCUCUACGCAUACGCCCCUUGAUCUAUGUCUCUCGGUUCCAGCCCUUGGUCUCAGCCUCCCUUACUCGUUAACUCACCAGAAUUUCAAAGAUUUGGUGAUGGAGAAGGCAAGGGCUGGGGUGAUACCCUUUAUAUAGGGUGAUGUGCAACUGAAAGCAGCAAAAUGGCUGAUGUACUUGGCUGGAAAAAGGGAUUCACAGGUGCACUCAGGAGAUGGCAUUUGUGGCUGAUUUCCUUGACCAUGGCAGUUCUAAAUGCAGGUGGUACAAGCUGUCAACUGCGGUCUUGCAGUGUGCAGUUGUGGGAGGGGAAUUUGCUGCCUGAUCUUGCCCUUCUCAGCCCAGCCCUGCCUCACCUUUCCGAAAGGUGCUGGCAGCCUCGCGCGGCUAGCCGCGGAGAGAGUGCUCCUUUGAUGUCUCGCCCAUUCGGGCAUUUUCUGAAAUCUGGACCGAGGCGGCCUAUUGAUGAAAAUCAACAUAGUUGCUAGGGCUUCAACCAUGUAAUAGUGUAGCUCGACUUAAACUUAUUUCCCAACUUGUACGAAAGUUCGACAAAAGUGGGUGUGUAAUUGUACUUUAUUAGCUUUGAAAUUCUGGAUACUUAUAUUUAUACUCUUUUUCAAGAAAUAAAAACACUCCGUUCUUUAUUAAAA
Molecule: messenger RNA, 973 nt
Organism: Salvia splendens (bonfire salvia)
Lineage: Eukaryota; Viridiplantae; Streptophyta; Magnoliopsida; Lamiales; Lamiaceae
Exons: 3
Coding region: 485-808 (107 amino acids)
Source: RefSeq, a predicted model, not a curated record